Molecule: messenger RNA, 3244 nt
Organism: Salvia hispanica
Lineage: Eukaryota; Viridiplantae; Streptophyta; Magnoliopsida; Lamiales; Lamiaceae
Product: Leucine-rich receptor-like protein kinase family protein
Biological process (GO): protein phosphorylation
Molecular function (GO): protein binding; ATP binding; protein kinase activity
Source: RefSeq, a predicted model, not a curated record
AUUUAAGAACCUAGCUAGCUCAGAACCUCCAUUCUCGUAUAUAUCCACAAUUUUCUCUCUCCAAAUAUUUUGUCUAUUACACCACUCACAAAUUCUUGCCACAAACCCUACUAUUUUUGCCUUCAAUUAUCCACUGCUUCUCAAACCAAAAAAACCUUGUUUCUUGCACAUCAAACUUCUGCAGUUACUGAAAAUAAGAAAAAAAUGAAGCAUUAAAACACAUUUUCAUCCAAAUUCUCACUAUGGAAAGAUCAAAAGCGUUUGUGUUUCUGUUCGUGCUCGUGCUCGUGCUCGUGUCAGCAUGCAGAGGCUCCGAUCUCGAACUACUCCUCUCUCUCAAAUCAUCAAUCAACGAUCAAUUUCAAACCCUCAGCAGCUGGAAUCCUUCAAACCCCUUCUGCAAAUGGGACGGAAUCUCCUGCUUAGAUUCCUCCCAUGUUGCUAAGAUUCACUUGCCAGGAAAGAAUCUUUCAGGGAAGAUUCCGGAAUCCAUCUUCAGAUUCCCCUACAUCCAAUCCAUCGACCUCUCCAACAAUCACUUCUUCGGAGAGAUCCCACGGAAUCUCUCCUCUCCCUAUCUGAGGAAUCUCAAGCUCAGCAGCAACAACCUGACGGGGGCGGCGGUCCCGCCACCGUCCAGCGUCCCGUCUCUCGAGACGCUGGACGUGUCCGACAACGUUCUCUCGGGAGAACUCCCCGCCGACAUCGGGCAGCUCUCCCGCCUCAGGCUGCUCGACGUCGGCGGGAAUUUGCUGACGGGGCGCAUCCCGAGCUCUGUCGCUAAUCUGACGGGGCUCGAGGUUCUGACCCUGGCCUCGAACCAGUUCAUCGGCGAGAUUCCGCGGAAUCUCGCCGUGAUGAGGAGGCUGAGAUGGGUUUAUCUCGGGUACAAUAACUUCUCCGGUGGGAUUCCGGCGGAGCUCGGCGAGCUGGCGGCGCUGCAGCAUCUUGAUCUUGUUUAUAACAAUCUCACCGGAGAAAUUCCGGCUUCGUUGGGGAAUCUGACGAAUCUUGAGCAUCUUUAUCUCUACUUCAACAAGCUCACCGGUGGAAUUCCGAAGCCGAUUUUCGAUUUGGGGAAAUUGAUGUCGCUUGAUUUGAGUGAUAAUUUCUUCUCCGGCGAGAUUCCGGAGAUGUUUGUCAAUCUGCGGAAAUUGGAGGUUUUGCAUUUGUUUUCCAAUAAUUUCACUGGAAAAAUCCCAAAUGCGCUAUCGUUGCUGCCGAAUCUUCAAGUUCUUCAAUUGUGGUCUAAUAAUUUGUCUGGUGAAAUUCCUCGAGAGCUUGGGAAAAGGAACAAUCUUACAAUAUUGGAUCUCUCCACGAACAAUCUCGCCGGAAAAUUGCCGGAGAAUCUCUGCGCGUCGGGGCGUUUGUUCAAGCUGAUUCUGUUCUCUAAUUAUUUGGAGGGCGAGAUUCCGGCGGAUUUAAGCCGUUGCAAGAGUUUGCAGCGCGUCCGCCUCCAGAAAAACCGGUUUUCCGGCGAUAUUCCGGCGGAGUUCACCGCGCUUCCGAGGGUCUAUUUCCUGGAUAUCUCGGGAAACUUUCUCUCCGGCGGGAUCGCUGACCGGAAAUGGGACAUGCCGCAGCUUCAGAUGCUGAAUUUGGCGGGAAACAAGUUUUUGGGGCCGUUGCCGGGGGAUUUUGGCAGUGGGAAGCUCGAGAAUUUGGAUUUAUCGGGAAAUUCCUUCUCCGGCGAAAUUCCGGCGAGUUUCGGCCGGUUCUCGCAGCUCGUGGAGCUGAAAUUGGGCGGGAACGGGCUCUCUGGCCGAAUCCCCGCCCAAUUAUCCGACUGCCGGAAGCUCGUUGCGCUGGACCUCAGCCGCAACACGCUGACCGGAGAAGUUCCCGCCAGUUUCGGCGACAUGCCGGUGCUCGGCCUGCUCGACCUCUCCGUCAACGAAUUGGCGGGAACGAUUCCCGCCAAUUUAGGUCAAAUCGAAUCCCUCGUGCAAAUCAAUGUCUCCUACAACCCCCGCCUCCGCGGCGGCCUGCCGGCGACGGCGGCGUUCCUGGCGAUAAAUUCCACCUCCGUCGCCGGCACCGGCCUCUGCGGCGGCGAGGAGGCUACAGGCCUGCCGCCAUGCAGCGGCGGCGCGAAAAGCCGCCGCCUCCGCUGGCUCGUGCUGGGCCUCCUCCUCGCCGCCGUGCUUGUCUUCGCCGCGGCGGUCCUCGCCAUGCGGCGGCGGAGCCGCCACGAGACAAAGAGAGUGGACAGCGAGGAGGGCGGCGGCAGCGAAUGGGAGCUACAAUUUACGAAAUUGCCACGGACGAUCGCAUUAAACGACGUCGUUUUGGCAAUGAGAGAGGAGAAUCUGAUUGGUAGUGGGAAGCUAGGUUUGUCAUACGUUGGGAAAUCGUCGGUAAACAAGAAGCGGUUUUUCGCGAAGGAAAUCGCAGCGGUUCCGGCGAAGUGGUGGGCGGAGUGGGCCCGGCUCUGCAAGAUCAGCCACCCGAACGUGGUGAGGUUGCUCGGGAUGUGUCGAUUGGAGAAGGCGGCGGUUUUGGUGUAUGAGUUUGUUGAAGGGGAGAAUUUGAGUGAGGUUUUGGGGGGAUUGAUUUGGGACCGUCGGAUUAAGAUCGCGGUCGGGAUGGCGCGGGCGCUCAAGUACUUGCAUUGCCAUGGUGUGGCGGCCGGAGAUGUUGCGGCGGCGAGAGUGAUGGUGGAUGAGAGAGGAGAAGCAAGGUUGAGGUUGAGUCUUCACUCCUAUGUUGAUCAAGGUUCUAAAGGGCCGACCCAAGCCAGCGACGUUUUCGGGUUCGGGCUCCUCCUGAUCGAGCUCCUGACGGGCAAGAACCGGGCCGAAGACGGCGUGGUGGAGUGGGCGAGGUACUGCUACGCUGACUGCCACGUGGAGGUGUGGGUUGACGCGGUGAUGAAGGGUGACGUUGACCGUCAGAAUGAGAUGGUCGAGACCAUGAACGUUGCGCUGCAGUGCACCGCAGGGGAUCCGGGCGCGAGGCCGACUGCGGCGGAUUUGCUCAAGAAUUUGGAGUCCAUCGUUAGAUCGAGUUCAUGUGUUUCUUAUGGGUUUAAUAAGCUUUUUUCUUGCUAGUUAUUUGGAUUAUCUUGUUUUUGUUAAGGGUUUUCUUUUGAUCUUUUUUUUUUUUUAACUUCUUGAUUUUAGUUUUUUUUUUUUAAUUAUGGCCGUAUGGAUGUUUUGGUUGAUGAUGUAAUGACGUGGUACUGAGUGUAUAAUUGUAGAUAGGAGAUUGAAGUUUCGAAAUAUAUUUAUAAUUAACUGAA